Struthio camelus australis is the source of this 4711-nucleotide messenger RNA. Lineage: Eukaryota; Metazoa; Chordata; Aves; Struthioniformes; Struthionidae. The record is from RefSeq and is a predicted model, not a curated record.
CCAGUGCAGCCGGGAAGAUGACCACCUGUCUUACGGAGAAGUGGGAAUGCCGGUUCCGCCCUUUGGCUGCACCUUUUCUGCAGCCCCGAAUCUGGAGCACGUACUGGCAGUUGCAAAUGAAGAAGGAUUCGUUAGACUGUAUGACACUGAAGCUCAAUCUAGCAGCAAAUUUAUCUUUAAGGAAUGGCAAGCUCACUCAAAUGCUGUCUUUGACAUUGCCUGGGUACCAGGGGAACAUAGAAUUGUCACUGCUUCAGGAGACCAGACAGCCAAGGUGUGGGAUGUGAGAGCUGGGGAGCUUCUUGGCAUAUGCAAAGGUCACCAGUGUAGCCUCAAGUCAGUUGCUUUUUCUAGGUUUGAGAAAGCUGUCUUCUGUACUGGAGGGAGAGAUGGAAACAUCAUGGUUUGGGAUAUCAGAUGCAACAAGAAAGAUGGAUUUUAUAGGCAGGUGAAUCAAAUCAGUGGCGCACACAAUGUGGUUGACAAGCAGACUCCUUCAAAAACAAAGAAGAGGAGGCAGAACCUGAGAGGACUUGCUCCCUUGGUGGAUUUCCAGCAGAGUGUAACUGUGGUGCUGCUUCAGGAUGAGCAUACUCUUAUUUCUGCAGGAGCUGUUGAUGGAGUGCAGCAGUGGUACGAAUUGUGCUUCUGUGGUAAAAGUUCAUUUAAGGGCCUUAGCUAUGGGGCAGAAGAAGAACAGUUCUUAUGUGUCUAUUCUUAUGGCGCUAUUGGACCUGUGAUCAAAGUAUGGGACUUGCGCAGGAACUAUGCCACUUAUCGUCAGGAUCCAGUGCCAUUUAAGUCUUUUUGCUACCCUGGGACCAGUACUCGCAAACUUGGAUAUUCUAGUCUGGUUUUGGAUUCCACUGGCGCUAAUCUGUUUGCUAACUGCACAGAUGACAGUAUCUACAUGUUCAAUAUGACAAGUUUAAGGACCACUCCAGUGGCAGUUUUCAGUGGACACCAGAAUUCUACCUUUUACAUCAAAUCCAGUAUUAGCCCAGAUGACCAGUUCCUGGUUAGUGGCUCGAGUGACUGCAACGCGUAUAUCUGGAAGGUUUCUGAGCCCAGCCUUCUUCCACGGAUACUGCUUGGUCACUGUCAAGAAGUUACCUCCGUUGCUUGGUGUCCUUCAGACUUCACUAAGAUUGCUACGUGCUCUGAUGACAACACUGUGAGGAUUUGGCGCUUACAACGUCGUCCUGAGGAGGAGAAAUCGGUGUUCAGCAAAACUAACUUGGUGGGCUGGGUCACUCGGAAGAAACCAGAAGAACAAGAUGGAAUAGGACUACUGCCAACCAGCCCACAGAGUACUCCUGCCAAAGUCUUCACAGUGGGCAACCCAAGUAUUUCCUCACCACGUCCAGCUGCCUGUGCUCCCAGUUAUUCUGGAGACCUUCCUCUUUCUACAAACACUCCAACAGGCUCUCUCAAAACCCAAAUGGCCACAACCUGUACGCCAGCAAAGCAGAGCAGAGCCAGCCCAUGUGCUUCUCCCAAGCUGAUACCUUCCUCCAAAACGUCCAUUAAACAUUGGGUUACUAGAACUCCAGGCUCGUCUCCAGAUGUGGGGAAAAAGGCUCCGUCUCCUAGGAAAGCAUUGGCAGAAGUCACACAAGGUCUCUUGGAGACAGCUUGUACUCCUAAAGCAGCGCACUCACAGCUUGAAAAGCGUGCCAAGAGAAGGCUUGAUUGCAGCAAGGAAGAUGACGUGGGGCAGAAGUGUCUGCAGACCUGUGGCUGCGUGACUGAACUGGACCAUGUGGCUAAGAAAUCCAAGCUAAAUUUAUGUCAUUUGGCUGCAGGCCAAAAAGCUUGUGAUGAAAGCUCUCUGAGUCUGUCUGAGUUGGAUAAUGACCGUGGAGGCUCUAGCCACAGCCCAAAAGAGUGUUCUUUUCCUGGAAGCGCUAUUAAUCUAUCAGGAGUUCAAACUCCUCCUCUUCUUUUCAGAUCUCCUUGCGGGAAAGGGACUGACAUAGUAGAUAAAGAAAAUAGUUCACCUGAAAGAAAAAACUGGCUGUCUGUUCUGGGAGAGAAGCUAAGGACUGGCAAAGCUGGCAUCCAGAAUGCAUCAAACAGCCCCCCAUCAUCUUGUAAUCCCAGUGCAAAACGACAAGAGGCAGCAGCAGUGGCCACUUCACCAAAAGCUGCUGGAAGCACUUCAGUUUCCAUGAGGAAGAUCUGCACAUACUUCCACAGAAAGCCACAGAAUGACUAAAGCAGUGUGCGGCAGUUGUACCUGGCAGAUGUUGACGCUGUGGUACCAAGACCAGAUUUAGCAACGCUAACAGAGCAACACACUGGCAUUACACAGCUUGUUGUCAGACCUUAAUAAACAUGGAUUUUUAUUCUCCUGUUUUUAAACCUGUUAACACUUGAAAUCAGCUGAGCAUGGAACACUUGCACAAUGCUUAUGGAGACUCAUGGUCUUAGUUCAGAGGAUGGAUUUCUCAAUACUUUUUUUUGUUUCAUAAAGAAAGCUGAAUGUUUUUCAUAUUGCAACUGCUAAAUUCCAAAGGCAGGAGCAUAUUUGCUGUGCGUUGUUGACAGGCAUGUACAGCUUGUCAGUUCAUGUUACUAAUCUGCUACUGAAAUUUUCUCUACUUAAAAAUCCUGCGGAAAGCCUUUCCACACCCUCUUGAAUAGCAAGGGUUAGGAUGUCUGUGGGGACACUCUUACAGAGGGUAGACCUGAGCCGCUUUGUGCUCUAUGGUAUUUCUACAGCUGUUCUUCUAGUACAGAAAUGACUCUGUUUUUGGCAGAAAAAUCAUAAACAUGACUUCCUGUAAAUAUAAAAGACUUCCAAGUGCCCUGCAUAUCUGUCUCUAUCUGAUGACACAGGUGGUGAUUAUAAGAGACAAAGUAUAGUCUUGUAUGUGAUGCCUGUACUCCUCUCGCCAUCCCCUUCCCUUUCAGUCUGAAAACUUCUGUAGUUACAGAUUUAGCUGACUUGUGGUCCAUCAGCCCUACAGCUGUUAAGGCUGAUAACCUAUCACCUCUUUGAAGUAAAGUAGUGGUGAGGUGUGUAACAAAGGGUUAGUUUAAUCUAUCCCAAAUAGGCAUUCCAUAGCAGAUGGUUGCUCAGUGACCUCUCACAGAUUCAGCCUGUAGCAAAGGCACGAAUAACUGCUUAUGAAGUUAUUUUAUAACACUUUUAAAAACAGCAUUUAUCAAAUAAUAACUUGUAAAUUUGGGAGGCACUUGACAUUUUAGAAAGCACUUGACAGUUUACGUAUUAAUUAUAAAUGCUUUGCCAUCUGUAAAUCAUCACCGCUGCUGACAGAAAAAGAUCACUAACUUAAAUGAGGACAUGGUCCUGCUGGCUUCUGAUACUAACUCCUAAGUUUCCAUAGCAGUAGCUAAUAGAAGAUCCACAUCUUAGGUUGGAGCAUUUAGUCUGGCUUCUGAUGUAACAGUUUCUAUGAACUUUAAAAAAAAAAAAAAAUCUCUGAAUCCCUAUUAAGUCUUCAUACUGCAAAAGUAUUGAGAUAAUUGAAGAGGAUGUGAUCCAACUAAUUCAUGUUUUCUAUCUGCAAAUUUCACACCUACUCUUCAGUGCCAUUGAGUAGCAUGGUAGCUGAAAGGGAUUAGAGGAAAACAUUUUGUCUUAUAUUUUAUUCUAUUUUGUGGACUGUAUUUUGCAAGGAAAUAAAUGACAUAAGAGAAACUGGCUUUUGUGAAAGCUCUCUUACAGCUGUAAAGCAAAAAUAAGUAUGUGUAGUGUGUUUUUAAAAAAAAGUGGUUGUCAUCAAGUUGCAGCUUUUGGCAAGAGCUAAGGUAUGAAUAGGAACAGAACAACUCUCUUGUUUACUGAAUUUCAAAUUACCCCACUAGCUUUGAGGAGAUGGCAUCGUGUUAGAAGAAAGCUGGAAAGGCAUUGUCAUGCUUCUGCCAUUUAUAAUGUUUCUUAAUUAAACAUAUGGAUUUUUUAAAGUGAUAUCUGAAUAGAUCUAGUGUUUUGGGCAAAACAGGAAUAAAAAUAAGCUGUUAAUUUAAUGUUGAACCACUUCUGGACAUUUAACUUAGUAAGUAGAUGGAAGUAGCUGAAACAUAGUGUAGAAGGCAUCCUAGUACAAGGAGGGCAGUUUAGCGUUGCCAGAAGCAUUUAACAUGCUUGGGAUUUAAUUCUAUCUUAACAGUAAUUAAUCAGAGCAACUACGCUAUGGUUCAAAAUGCCUUGGUUACAGCCUAUUUCCCUGCAGGAUUCUUCCAGUCAGUUUGUAAAUAGCAGGUGGAAGAGUAAGGAGAUCUGAACUCUCUUGAAGUACCUGAGAGUCUGGUUAGCAAUUUCAAAAGCAGUAGGAUUUUAUGAUCCUCCCUAUCUUUCGUAAUAUUUUUCUCCUCCAGAAAUGUCCCACACACAAACCAUCGUCUCCUAUAUGUUGUAAAUGAUUAUCUAGGGUGAUAAACAGUAAUGGGUGAGCACUUGGAUUAAUCAUCUUGCAUGGGACUAUGAGAUUCUUCCUCCUUUUAAAUGGUACUUGUUUAGCGGAACAGCUUGUUUCAUGGACCACCAGCCAUAAUUUCUUUCGUCUUAAACUGAGGCCAGCUUGGCUGAGAGCCAGAGAAAAAACUGAAACUUAUAUCCUAUGGCCAAGCACCUUGGUCUUACACAACCAUGAGUGCGGAAGCAUAGAAAAAGAAUCACUAAUAGGAGUCCUACAUUAAGUGGUUUAAGGUAGCAAGUGCUGUCUUUACCUGAGACAGUUGC